This is a messenger RNA of Anthonomus grandis grandis, 3484 nucleotides long. Its product is annotated as zinc finger MYM-type protein 1-like. The transcript has 2 exons. Lineage: Eukaryota; Metazoa; Arthropoda; Insecta; Coleoptera; Curculionidae. Bases 1026 to 2951 code for a protein of 641 amino acids. The record is from RefSeq and is a predicted model, not a curated record.
UUUAGUUUUGUUGAAAUGUUAUAUGUAAAAUCAACGCCGUUGAAGCUGGUCCUAUGUAAUUAAAUAACUAUCCAGAAAAAAAAAUGUUUCGGACGAUUGGCUUUAAAUCUUAAGCAGUAUGGUGCAUUUAAGAAACCAAUAUUGUCAAUAAAUAAGCCCUGCAAUGAAGAAAAAAAAAAUAUUGUAGUAUUAGCUGCAACUAAAAAGCCGGAAAUAUCUGUUAGAGAAAUUGAAAAAAUUGACAAACCACUGGAAUACCGCAAUCUGCUGCCCAUUUCAUUUUCAGAAAACAGAAAUUCCAGCCGUUCAAAUUCAGAUUCUGUCAAGGUCUUAGACCAGGUGACGAGGAAAGGUGAAGAACAUGUUAGGACUAGUACACCAGAAAGUGUCAGGAAGAUGAAACAUUUCCCCAUAUGAUUAUCUUGUGGGACGAGAACUGGUUACAGAUAAUGGAGUUUUUAACUCGAGAAAUAUCCAUUAUUGCUCAAGGGACAAUCCCUCAAUAAACCGAAUGGCUAGACAUCAGCACCAGUGGCGACGCCAGAGGGGGCGGGGGCCCCUUCUGAAUUUCAGCCGGCCCCCUCUGAACAGAAAGCUAGAUUUCCAGUUAGAUCUUUUUCGAAAAUAUAAAAAAAUUAAAGAUAAUGAAAGCCAUAAAAAAAACGCCUACAUCACAAAUUAUACGAGAAUUCGACUGCCGAUCACAUGGUCAAUUCUUGCGAAAAUAAGAUUGUCUACUAAGCAUUUUUAGGGGAAUCACCGGACUAGCACAACAAUGGCGAUUGGCGAUCACUCAAAACGGGCUUGAAGGACACGUGCACUUUGCGCUUCGGCCGCUUACAGAAACAUUUUUUGUGUGUUUUAGGUUUUAGUCAUCAGCUAUUACUAACUGGUUGGGUACGUUAAUACCACGACAAGUAAACAAUUUUUGUGUGCUUUUUUUAGCAUUUCGUUUUCCAUAAUUUUUCUGACAAUUAAUAGUAUAACACCUGAUUCAGUUUUAUUUUUAAACUACAGAAACCAAAAUGGCCAGUAAGGGUUCAAUGAAAAAUUACUUUUCAAUAAGAAGCAAAUCACCAUCACCAGACCCCAAUAAAAGAAAAAAUGAAAAUGGUGAAGUAGCUGAGUUAGGCAAAAAAAGAAAAACCGAAAAUAAUGAGCAGAUUGAAAGGGAGAAACUUGAACUAGAUGAAAAUGGUCCAGAAAGCGCGGAUAGAUCGAAUGAAGAUAUCAAUGAGGCCCCAACGUCAAAUUGCAAUGUGGAACGAGAAGAAAAUAAUUGGAGUCAAUUUUCUUUCCUCCUAGAUUUGUCAAAAAGUCCUUAUGAAAAGCCCUCACAACCAAUUUUACGAGAAUACCCAGGAACAAAAAUAGGAGAUCGUUUAAGAGCUUUUAACAAAAAAUGGUUUAAAACAUUUCCUUGGCUGGAAUAUUCUGUUAUAGAAAACAAAGCUUUUUGUUUCUACUGCAGAUUCUUCUGCAAAUCAUAUGUGAAGGAAAAAUCAUUUAUUACUGGGUAUAAUAGGUGGAAAAAGGCUAUGGAAACUAAUAGCGGAUUUACUGCACACAGCAACUCAUUGGCACAUAAAGAAUGUUUGCUAAAAUAUAAUGAAUUUAAAAGAUCGUCUUCCGUCGGUGGCGUAGAAAAUUUAAUUAAAAAUAAAAACAAAGAACUUAUUGAAGAAAAUCGGUAUUACAUUAAAACACUAGCCGAAAUUCUUCUAUUAACUUGUAAGUUAGAAAUUGCACAACGGGGCCACAAUGAAUCCACUGAGAGUGCAAAUAAAGGAAACUUUUUGGAAUUAACGGAGUUUGUCGCUAAUCACGAUCCUGUGUUUAAAAAAAAAGUCUCAAGUGCUGCAGUUAAAUCAAAAUACCUUCAUUCUAGUAUACAAAAUGAGUUACUGCAAAUACUUUCUAAUGAAGUUCUGCAAUCUGCAAGAGAUGAAAUUAGCGAAGCUAAAUUUUAUUCAGUCUUAGCCGACGAGACCAAAGAUUUAUCGAAAAAAGAACAAAUGGCAAUACUUAUUAGAUACAUUUAUAAAUUAGAAAUUAAAGAAAUAUUUUUAGGAUUUAUUCACUGUGAAAAGUUAGAUGCGACCUCAUUAUUUGCAACAAUUAAAAAUACCCUAUUAAAAAACGGUAUUUUGUUGGAAAACUGCGUAGGACAAGCAUACAAUGGCGCUAGUGUAAUGAGUGGCCAUCUGAAUGGUGUUCAAGCGUUAUUUAAAAAAGAAGUUCCCAGUGCAGUUUACGUACACUGCUACAAUCACGUCUUAAACUUAGCAGUCGUAGAUUGUUGUAAAGGUAUACCAGAAUUCUCACAAUUUUUUAAUAUGACAGAACAGUUAUAUAUUUUUAUGAGUCAUUCAUCUAUACCCACGGAAUUUUUAAAUGUGCAAAAAAGAAUUUAUCCUGGCAAACAACCCAAAGAACUAACACGCCUACAACAAACAAUAUGGUCCAUUCAGUACAAAAUGUGUAGCGUGCUUGAAGAUACAUUUGAAUCUCUAUAUGUUACUUUAUAUUUAGUAUCUUCUCGUAAUAGUGACAGAGGGCUAGAGGCCAAAAGACUAUUGCAUUCCUUAACCAAAACAUUUAACACUUACAUAGUAUGUUUUAAAGAUGUUCUCAACAUAAUAUCUUCCUUAUCUGACUAUUUGCAAUCAAAAGAUAUAGACUAUGCCCGAGCAAAUAUUUUGGUAGAAGAGAUCCUUCAGCAACUACAAUUAAUGAUAGUUGAAAACUCAUAUUGGGAUGCCAUUUGGGAAAGAGUGAAUAUAUUAUGGUCGCUAACUGGCGCUAGCGAUUCGUCAGAAGCAAUCCCCAAACGUAAAAAACAACUACCCGCUCGUUUUAAAAUGUUUUUUACAGAGCUUGAGGCCGAAAAUGAAUUGGAUACAUCGAAGAAAGGUCUAAAGAUUGGCGUUUUUUUUUCCAGUUUUGGAUAAAAUAAUAACUGAACUCCAAGCUCGCUUUUCAAAUAAUAAAAAGCUAUUUAAUGGAUUAAGUUCAUUGCAGCCAGGACACGAUAACUUUUUAAAGCUAUCAGACCUUUUGUUAAUUGCUGGUUCCUAUACCAAUAUCUGCUCAGAUUGGGACGAAGAAACGUUAAAAGCUGAAUUCAUCCUUUUAAAGAGAUUAAUGGCUAAAAAAUCGGAAAUCAAAACACUGAGAGAAUUAUUGAAACUGCUCGAAGUAUAUUAUCCAGCUUUUGAAAAUAUCUGUUUUAACAAAAAUAGCUAUGACAAUACCUGCAUCAACUGCUUCUUCAGAGAGAUCAUUCUCUUGUUUAAGUAGAGUAAAAACUUAUUCAAGGACUACAAUGCUGAAUGAAAGACUUUCCUCAAUUUCUAUUUUAAGCAUUGAAAAAGAUCGGAUUAAAAACACUGAUCUCAAUAAUAUUGUGGAUACGUUUGCGAAGAAUCAUAAUAACAGAAGAAUCUUACUGCUUUAAAUAACGAAUUGCUAUACGUUAUAAGUU